AUGCGGAGAAGUCAUCGAAAAUCCCGAAAGGGAUGUCUCGAAUGCAAGAGACGGCACAUCAAGUGCGACGAAACACGACCGCGAUGCAUCAACUGCCAGACCGUUGAGAGAGAAUGUUCCUACCCCAUUCUACCCGGCAUCAGCACCGGCAGCGAUGACCUUUCAAGGUCCCCGGCCGAUUCCCUCUCGGUCGCCGCAACUCCACCCUCCUCCGCCUCUGCUUCCGUAGCCUCUUUCUCCGGCUACGGUGGUUCCACCGCCACCACUCCCAUCCCUGUUCCCGGCCCCGAACCCGGCCCGUUCAUGCCGGACGUCACUCCCUUCCCAGCGCCCAACCAAGACUCGGAACCACAAUCGCCCAACGUCAACAUGGUGCACAUGGAGCUCCUGUACCACUACACCACCGACAUCUUCCUCACCUUCCCUCCCGUCGGCGACACCGUCCGCUCGCUCACCAUGCACCACGCCCUCCGCGAGCCUUACCUGAUGUACCAGAUCCUGGCCCUGUCCGCCCGCCACCUCUCGGUCCUGCGCCCGCACCGCGAGGCCUUUUACCACCACCACGCCAUCCAGCUGCAGACGCACGCCCUGACGCUGUUCAACAGCAUCGACAUGGCGCACUUUGACGCGUGCAUCGAGAACCGCGUCCCUCUUUUCUUGUUUUCUUCGGUUCUGGGGUUUCACGCCCUCUGCGAUACGCUGUCCUACAGAGACGCCGAGUUCCCGGCUACGCUGACCCGUUUUGUCGGUUACCUGCACCUGCACCGCGGUAUCUACGGGGUCAUGGAGGGUCAUAUGGAGGAGAUGAAGCAGAGCGAGCUGAAGCCGAUUAUCGAGAUGGGCAUCCGCCUGUACGACACGCGCGGCUCGGGGCCGGAGUGCGAUGAUAUCCUGCGCCGGCUGGGGGAGAGGUUUUCCCGAAUAGAUGAUGAGGAGGAGGGGGAGGUGAUGAAAGGGCUGAGACAGGCGGUGCAGCAUUUGCAGGUCAUCUUUGAUGCCAUGCCCAGUCCGGCUAGGCAGGUACAGAUGUUGUUGGCGUGGGGCACCAUGUUGACGAAGCCGGUCAUGGGCAUGUUGGAGGAAGGGAAGCCGGAGGUAUUGGCGGUUUUGGCGUAUUACUUUGUUUGUCUGCACUUGUGUCGGAAGGUGUGGAUAUCGGGCGACUCGGGGAGGUUUCUGCUGGAGAGUUUGGCGAGGUAUAUGGCGUAUUUGGGGCCGGAGUGGGAGGAGUGGAUAGAGACGCCGUGUAGGCUGUUGAGAGAGGCGGAUGAAAUGGAGGCGAGGGCGGGGAGUGGUGAGUUUGGGAUAGGCAGUCAGGAACAGCAACGGCAGCAGUACCAGCACGCAACACUCCCACCCAACCCACCAACCACCAUUGGCUCGUCUACCAGGACCACCACCACCAUCACAAUGUCCACCAGACCCAAAUUCACCAUCUCCCAACCCUCCUCCGCCUCCGCCUCCUUCGAAGCAGCCCGCAUAGCCCAAAUCCACCUCCUCGCCAUGCAAUCCAACCCGCUCCUCCACGCCCAAUUCCCCACACGCAAAAGCCAAUACGCGCUCGAAUGCUUUCUUGCCAGAGACACUCAGCAAAAGAUGAUGGGUCCACUCCAAACAUCGACCCAAAACCGCGAUGAAGGCAUAUGGGUGGCCAGGCUUGAAGGCGAGCGCGAGAUGGUCGGGUUCAUUAGGUGGGAUUAUCCCCCUUUGCCUAAGACGUCUCGUAAAGCUUUGGGAGAUGAUAAGAAGAAGAAGAAGUUGGAAGAAGGGGAGAUUAAAGAGCUUGAAGGAUGCAGGAGGGAGUAUCUAGAGGAGUACGCUCGGUUGGCAUCGGAGGCUAAAGAGAGGAGUGGGUUUAUGAAGAAAAGAUGUUGGCAUCUAACAUUCGUCUGCAUCGACCCCAAGUACCAAGGCCGUGGAGCCGGGUCUCUGCUGACGAGACGGUUGCUUGAGUUGGUGGAGGAUGCGCAGGAGGAGGAUGAAAAGCUGCCGGUGUAUUUGGAGAGCACGAUGGAGGCGGUUCCGAUGUAUGAGAGGCUGGGGUUUGAGGCUGUGGAUGGGUUUGACAUGGAAAUACCUGCCCCAGGAACGAGUGCUGGUGAGGACACUGGUAAGGACACGGGGGAGAAAGUGAUGUAUAGAGAGGUUUGUAUGUGUGCAUCAACGGCGGAAGGAGCGGGCGGUCCAAAGUCAACCGGCGAGGCUCAAGAAUCUCAGUCGCGACUGCCGAGUGGAAACAGCAUCAUGAAGUGUCAUGUGCGCUGCAAGUGUUCAGAGUUUUCUCGCUUCCACCGCCUUCCUGCUUGUGUAACAUCAACCGCAACAUUCCAUUUUUUUCAUUCCCUUAACAACCUCCUUCGCAAGCUACCCGCAAAGUCACCACCAAUCAAGACACACCACCCGACAACUUGCAUCUCGAACCAUACAAUCAUCUUACAUGCCGCUCCUUGUACUCUUCGCAAUACCUUCAAUGCUUCAAUGCUCAAGACCUGGACGUCAAGAUGUUACCCACCAGAUUUAGCCGUUCGCCUAGCAAAUCUAAGAAACUAUUAG
Messenger RNA from Neurospora tetraspora, 2553 nucleotides. RefSeq lists its product as uncharacterized. The transcript is spliced from 6 exons. Gene Ontology annotation, biological process: regulation of transcription by RNA polymerase II. The record is from RefSeq and is a predicted model, not a curated record. Bases 1 to 2553 code for a protein of 850 amino acids. Lineage: Eukaryota; Fungi; Ascomycota; Sordariomycetes; Sordariales; Sordariaceae. Gene Ontology annotation, molecular function: DNA-binding transcription activator activity, RNA polymerase II-specific; acyltransferase activity, transferring groups other than amino-acyl groups; zinc ion binding.